Molecule: messenger RNA, 2224 nt
Organism: Aethina tumida (small hive beetle)
Lineage: Eukaryota; Metazoa; Arthropoda; Insecta; Coleoptera; Nitidulidae
Gene: Xe7
Product: A-kinase anchor protein 17A
Exons: 5
Coding region: 109-2130 (673 amino acids)
Source: RefSeq, a predicted model, not a curated record
UUAAACAUAUGAUCUCUGAUUUUAACCUAACUUUUGUGUUUUGACGUUUGAAUUGUGUAUUGUUUUUUUAUAGAUAGAAACGGCAGUGAAAUAGUUAACAAAACCACCAUGAAUAACUUUCAGAGAUGCCAGAACACGGCCGACUUAGUGCCACUUUAUAUUCCCCAGCAGCUUUAUUUGAAACCGAUAUCGAGAAUAAAUAUUUCAUUGCAAUUGCCCAACUUGAAAAAGACCAAUAAAAGUAUUUCACACCGGGAAAUUAUGGAGAAACUUCGGGAGUUAAUUGAGCCAGAAAAAUUCACCGUGAUUAAAGUAAUUAAGACGACAGUGGAGUUUGUAAGGUUUGAAGCAGAGGUCGAGUCGAAGACAAAAGUGGAUCUUGUUAUUACAAAGAUUGAUAACCGGAUGAUUAAGCUGAAGGAUUUUUCGGAGUUUAUGAGAGUGAAAGCAGCAAAGGCCAAAUUACACCAUCCAACACGCCAAGAAUGGGAUGAGUAUUUCCACAAUGAGAGGGUGAGAAACCAGAAAACGUGCGGAGAAGCAGAUACCGUACAUCUUUCAAAACUACCAACGAAAUGGUUCGUUUCCCAUCGUUCAGCGUUUAUUGGUGAGAACGAAAGCUCAGUUCUACCUUCAGAAAAAUUAUUUUAUCGCAUAUUCGAGAAGUUCGGACGUAUAAAAAACGUCGACAUUCCAAUUUGCGAUCCAUAUCGGAAACAUAUGAAGGACCACAUCACAGGAAUUCAAAACUCUUCGUUUGAUCAGACGGAUUUCUUUGAGGGUUACAUUCAAUACAAAGAUUAUAUCGGUUUUACGAGCGCCAUGGACGCACUUUGUGGCAUGAAACUUGUAUAUAAGGGCUCCAACGAUGAUGAGGUGCUCGAGACCGACGUAGUUGUUGAUUACGAUCGCACGAAACAUCUGUCCUCCGGAACAAUACGAAGAAGGGAGAUUGUAAGGGAACGGCUUAUUAAGAAAGCCAAAGAAAAAGAAGAAAAGGAGAGGCAAGAGCUGGAAGAUAAGAGGAAACAGGAGGACUUGGAAAGAAUGAAGGAAUUGGACUUGAAAACCGAAAAGGAACAACGGCGAAAAAUAAGAGAAGAAAAACGAAAAGUUCAAGUAUUGGAAAAAUUAAAAAUAACAGGGUCCGACGAAAUAAAUGAGAAGAUCGAAAGAGAAGAAAAAAAAUUGUUAUGCGUGCAAAGAAAAUUGGAGGCGAUACGAUUGAUUGAGGAAUUAUUUAAACGUAUCAAGGAGAAACACAGAGAGGAAGGUCUUAGCAAAUCAGAAUCGAACGCGGGAUACGAAGAGCUGAAACUUUUUAAAGAUUCGAGUGAACUGGCCGUUCAAUAUCAAAAGGAGAAACUGUACAGCGCCAUUAGGGGUCGGGCAGUAUUAAAGUCGAUACUCUCUUCGGACAGGCAUCGUCGUAGAUCCUCCAGCUCGUCGUCCUUAUCUCUAGAUGAAGAUACGAAUGAAAGAAAGUCUAAACCAAUCAACAGCAUUCCGUAUGAUCCUUCUUGGUUGGGCAUCCCAUAUCACUUGUCACCAGGCAUUCUGUAUCCCCCUUCGAAUAUGUAUCCGUCUCCUCAUUUCGACAAUUCGUAUGCGGGUCCCCCUUCCAGAGGUGGCGCAUAUCCGAGAAGAGGAAGAUCGUAUUCUCGGUUCCGUGGCACAGGUUACCGCAACAGAAGGAACAAUUGGAUGAUGAACCCAGACGUUAAGCAAGAAUACCAAAGAUAUUUUAUGAAAUUUUUAGAUGUGCAAACAAACAGACGUAAAAGAAACAGAUCCUCGGAACGAUCCAGGAGUAGGUCUAGAUCUAGACCGAGGCCAAGAAGGCGGUCGUCGUAUUCGAGAUCCAGAUCAAAAUCAUGUAGUAGCAGUUCGAACAAACGAUCACGAACACGAUCACGAUCACGAUCUGGAUCAAGAAAUAGUCAUUAUCGCAGCAGAAGGUGGUCGUCCUACAAAAGUCGAUCACGAAGCCGGAGAUCAAGCAGGAAAGGAAAAUCUGAUAGAAGCGACAGUUCUCUUAAAGAAGAACGACGGAAGGAGAAAUCACGAAGUAAAUCUUGGUCUUCACCCACUUAUAACGAUAGAAGUAGAAAAUGUGAGAAAUCAACGUAGGAUAAAUUUCCAAUCAUGUUUCUUAUUAUUAUAACUUAUAUGUGUUUAUCUAUAUUCAAAGAAAAAGUGUUGAGAAUAAAUAUUUUAUAAUGAA